AUGUUCCCCUCGUCAGCGGCGAUGCUGAAGAAUCUGCAACAAAGUGCAAUGACCUCGCCCUUCUUAAUGGAGAAUCUCCUCCAAAGUAAGGCCUCGUCGGGAACGGACUUGACUAGUCUGACCUUGAACUGGGCGGCUAGUUUGGUAGCACGACAGCGGGAGAGAGAAUGCGAGGCUAAUCUAAGAAUCGGUAGAGAGAGAUCGUCUCCGACACCACCGAGUAUUAGUCAAGAACACUCCGAACAGCAAAGAAUGUCGAUGAUUGUUGGAUCACGAGGAAUUGAUCGAUCCGGUUCAAUGAUGGAUUGCAGGGAUCAUCAACGAGCUAACAACAAUAACAAUAACAACAACGGUAGUAGUAGUAGUAGUAGUAGUGGUGGUGGUGGUAGAUUGGAACGUCAAAUUCAACGGGACGAGAGGAUGCAAUUCCUUCGGGGCAAGGAACCUCUGGAGAGAGGUCAGAACUCGUACGUCGACGUUGAUAGCGAGAGAGAGUCUCAUAAUAAUGUCGUCGAGCGUCUGUGCGCGAUGGAGAGACUCUGCAACGAGAGGAUCGAGAAUCGAUCAAACUCGGCCAUGGACUCGUGCAACUCGAAUGCCGAAGAGGAUCGUGUCUCCACGGAGAUGGACGGUGGUCUCCACAGCGAGAGAGAUCGCGAGGAUACGGGGAUUCUCCAUGCGGAUAGACGCUACGACCUUGGGUGCAGAAACGUCAUGCACACGUCCGACGAUAUGACGAUUCACGGAGAGAGGGAAGCCUCAGUGAACAGCGAGCGUGGACUCGACAGGAUAGGCGAGAGGACGACCGCCUGUUCCUGCGGCGACGAGCAAUGUUUGGGGCCUGCCUGUAGAACCAUACAGGAGAAGGAGAAGCCGCAGCUCAAGUUCAGCGUCAAUGCGAUACUAGGAGGCAAUCACGACAGGAGACCGCAUCCUGAAAACUUUCAAGGACUACCACCGGAAGCUAUACCCGCCUUCUUGCAAAAUUUGCAAAAUUCGGCAGGAUACAACAUAGCCAAGCCCAUAGCAAGGCCUGCUGCUUAUCAUCCUUAUCACAGGCCAAGUCAUCAACCACCACAGCGUCAUUUGCCACCAAACGCUCAUCACACUCUUCAGCAAUUAUUUUACAGAGGCCCUUAUUUAACCGUCGCAAAUUCUGGUACUGGAACUCAUCAUCCAGCGGCACCAGGCGGUGGAGCUGCUUUUCCUGGAGCUAUUCAAGGUGGUCUAGGUGAUUUUGCUGGAACAGGAUUGGUCUUUCCAUGGGCGACCAACGCUCGUGGUAAACCACGAAGGGGUAUGAUGAGGAGAGCGGUUUUCUCGGAUCUUCAAAGACGUGGACUUGAGAAAAGGUUCCAAAUACAAAAGUAUAUCAGUAAACCUGAUCGCAAGAAGCUCGCGGAAAAGCUUGGCCUUAAAGAUUCUCAGGUGAAAAUCUGGUUCCAAAAUCGACGAAUGAAAUGGCGUAAUAGCAAAGAAAGAGAACUUUUAGCUACAGGAGGCUCCCGUGAACAAACUUUGCCAAACAAGAACAAUCCCAAUCCGGAUUUGAGUGAUGCCGAUGGCGACAGACCAAGAAUGGACCUUAGCGACGUGAGUCCUUUGACGAGUCCGCAGAGACCGGAAGAACAAACUGAAAAUGAGGAGGACGAGGAAAUCAAUGUCACGUGAUAAGACUCCGACGAAGGAUUUUUAUUAUAGGUUGAAACGUUAAAACGGACUACGAAAACGUGGAGAAUCUGAAUUUUUUACUUCAAUUUUCUCAAUCGUAAGAAAAUGGAACAAAGCUACGGACUCUUUCUUUUAUACCCUUUUUUUCGGCCUCAACGUUAACAAAUUCUU
Molecule: messenger RNA, 1842 nt
Organism: Polistes dominula (European paper wasp)
Lineage: Eukaryota; Metazoa; Arthropoda; Insecta; Hymenoptera; Vespidae
Gene: Dbx
Product: homeobox protein Dbx
Biological process (GO): regulation of transcription by RNA polymerase II
Molecular function (GO): DNA-binding transcription factor activity, RNA polymerase II-specific; DNA binding
Source: RefSeq, a predicted model, not a curated record